Molecule: messenger RNA, 4319 nt
Organism: Larimichthys crocea (large yellow croaker)
Lineage: Eukaryota; Metazoa; Chordata; Actinopteri; Sciaenidae
Gene: itprid1
Product: ITPR interacting domain containing 1
Exons: 17
Coding region: 210-1292 (360 amino acids)
Molecular function (GO): signaling receptor binding
Source: RefSeq, a predicted model, not a curated record
CUCUAACAUGUUUACUGAGCAGGACAGGAGCUGAAUGAGAACUGCUGUCGGUGUUGUUCUGCCUUCGGGCUCCUGCUCUGAAAGAAUUUCAGCUCACUCUGCUGCAUUUUCACACAGGUUGCUCACUGCUGGGAUCAGCUCAGCUGCUGCUGUUUACGGCCAUGUAAAACCAGGAAUUACCUGUCAGUCAUAUUACACAGUUUCCUUUCAUGGCAUGUGAGGAAGCUGUGGCCAAGACAGCCAAUCUAAUGGUGUCCAGGGUCCAUUGGAGUCACAUGGACCUACAUGAGUCCAUUGCAGCUCAGGACCAGGAGGCUCACGGAAGUUCGAGGAAGGACAGUGUCAGGAAAUGGCUCACCACCACUGUCCCUGAGGAAGAUGCAAAGCAUGAGCCACAGCAGGAAGCUGCAGAGCCUCAAAGGAGAAACCCUAGCAGUGAUGAUGACCUGGUCCUCGGUGUAGAAGCGUCUUUAUAUGGUAACCAGGGAGUGAGGACCGUCCAGGAGUUUCUGCGGUGGAGCAAGUCAAGUCCAGCUCUCAGCAGGUGGAACAGCGUCAGCUCAGCAACUUCAGCUCACUCUGGGCCUCUCAGUGUGAUGGACAUACUCAACCUGUGGAAUGAUGAUCCCGAGGAGCUUCUUUUGGACCUUGGCUUUGGUUGUGAUGAACCUGACCUCUCUGGACGCAUCCCAGCUCGAUUUAUCAAUUAUCAGUCUCAAGCAAGGGGAAUAAACCUCCAGGUGUUUCUAGAGGCCCAGAAGAGCCGGUUGGAUCUUGAAAAUCCAGAUGUCAGCAAUCGUUUUCGAGAGCUUGAGGUUCUCCAGCAGGUGACUACAGCAUUCUCUACUUUAGUGGGCUCUUCCUCCUCCCCUCUCAGCGCACCCCAGGGGAAAGACCUGCCUCCCGAGGCCCGGGAAAAGAGGAGGCGUAUGGGCCAGCUGUUCAAACGAGUAUCAAAGAAGUCACUCAGCCAAAUGCACAAGAAUAAAUCCCAGGACCUAACUACACCUGCUGCACCUGACUCACUUCAAUACACAGCUGGCCUCGGAGACAAGAAAGUCCUCUUAAAAAGAGUCAAACAUGUACCUCAGGAGAUUGUGUGUCUGAGUCCUCUGGCAGAGGAGCAAGGACCAGGUCCAGACCCUCAGGCAUUGCAUCGUGUGCCUUCUUUUAUAGCCCAGGAAGGAGCAGUCACACGCUGGUCCCAGAGCCAAGCCAAGGCUUUUUUACAGAGGAAGAAGAGCCCAGGACAAGUCAAGGAAUCAUUUGAAAUGGAAGAGUGCAGGGUGUAAUACGGACCAACAGCUGCCAGUCAGACAGCAGUGGUUUUCUAGAGGAGCCCCUCAUCCCCUCCCACUCUCAGCAGGUGUCAUCACCAUCUGAUCUCAUCAAGGCUCUGUCAGGACUGUCAAAGGAGGAAAUGGACAGCCAAAGCAGUGACAGGCCAGACUCCUCAACUCUCCUACCCUCACUAUGUCCUUCAUCACUGCAUUCAUUACUCUCUGACUCUUCCCCGUCUCCUGACUCAUUGUGUCUCUCAGAAUCUAACAUGCAAAUGUCAGAGACAGUGAAAGCACCAGAUCAGGAUCAGUCUCCACCUGCUUUACUGCCUUCAAUGAGUCCAGAAAACAAUCAAGAAGAUUCACCUUUAAGGGGCUCAGGUGGGAGCAGCCUUUCUGAUCCACCUACGAAUACACACAAGAAAGAAGACGAAGAAACAACCUCCUCUCUCUCAGUUCAGUCUGACCUAACGACACCCUCUCUCAAUUUGGAUUCCUUGAAGAGUAAGAAUGGUUGUUCCACACUGCCUUGCCCGUCUGCUCACUCUUCCAUUCCAGUUUGUCAGCCUGCAUGCUCAUUACCAUCACAUGAUCUAGAUUAUGACCCUGUUGGAAGAAUUUCAGGGCUGACAGAGCAGUCCAUUUCCCAACAGGAUGGAUCAUUUUCUCAUGAAGGUAACACAGACCCUUCUCCAGCCUCUCCCAUCCAAGAUGUUAUUUGUGUUAAGAUGGAUCACCUCUAUUUGGACUCAGAGGAUACCCUUCAUAUGAAUGGAAAGGGAGAGGUUGAGGGUGAGAGACAUACGGACAUUGUGCAGACUCAAGAGGCAAUUGUUUACAACUCAGAUACAGAGAGUUCUGCCGGACUGUCAGAAGAUUCUAGAUUAGUCCCUAAGGAAGUAUCUAACCAAACAGAAGAAGAUCCACAGGUCACCUCCUGUAGCUUGCAGGAGAUUGCAAAUGAAACCAAACCAUCAGAGUUAAGAAAAGUCUGUAAAAUGGAAAGUGGUGGCAGAGAAAGUGAAUCUGCCAGAGGUCCUUUAGUUUUACAUGAUGAUGUUCCAGAGGCACAGAGCAGAACUGAAGUAAAACCUAAAGAUCUAAUCGAGGUUGACAGCUUAGAUCUGGUAUUUCAAACCUCUGUGGAUGGCUCGGAAAGUGAAAAUGGAGAUGUGGAUGCCUUUUUUCAGCAGCUUGAUAAUGAAGGUCGUGUCUAUUGGGCAGAACCCAUCCAGAUUUCCAGUUCAACCUCUGUGCUUGAAGAGUCGGGCAGAUUUGAAUCCUCAGACUUGUUUCCUGGGAAUUCUCUGUUGUCUGGAGGCUGUGAUGCUCUGGAUUCAUUUUCAUCUACAGACAAAGACACACCUUCAUCUUUGUCAUCCCCAACAACAAUGGACACUGAACAGAACUCAAGAAAUGCAACUGCCUCCUCAGAUACAACCUCCUCCUUGACUCAAGCCUCCUCCCAAUCCCCGUCUGCAGUCUCAGACCUCAAGCCAUCAAGCCGCUCUGUUUCUGUCCAGAUGUCUUCAACUGUGUCUUCUCACAUUGUCAACAGGAAAGAUAUUCCAUACAUGACUGACUCAAAACGCACCCCUCUCACUAGUAUCCUCCCUUUGGACACUUCUACCCCUUUCCGUGCUGUCCAGUCAUGGACAGACCUGCAGAUUCAACGCAAAUCUGUCACCAAACAGUUAUCACAUGGGGCUCUCCAUAAGGUCCAAAACAAAGCGACUAUGUGCAUGAGUGCUUCAGAAUUGACACAAAGACCUACACUGAUCUUCUCUACAUCUCCAUCCCUCCCUCUGCUGUCUCAUGAUCAAUCACACAACUAUCUCCCCGGAAUGGCUAGAAAUGACCAUCCUAUGUCAGUCUCUAUGGAUAAAGGGCUGUGGCCUAAUGAGGAGGAAAAGGUGGACCAAAAUAGAAAUGAAGAUGAAGAGCAUCUUUGGGAGGGUAAUCAGACAGCCACCAUAUCAUGCUACUGCAGCUGUGAUCAUAGAAAGAAUAACAACAAGCAACACACUCUGGGAAACAUUCCUUACUCUUUGGAUGAGUUGGAGGAGAUGAUGCUGUGUCUGCAGCAGUUCUGCUCUGUGCUCAGCAACAUGGAGGAGCAGCUCUCUGAAGACCAGGCGGCAGUUUACAGUGUUCUCUCUGACCAGGAUAGGGAGAAUGUUCGGGACAUAGAGGAGCUGAGGCGAGCAGUCAAACAAGAGGCUGAAGAGCUGGAGAAGCAGUUGAAUGAACUCGCCCAUCACUAUGAUGAUAGCUUGAAAAUAAAGAUGCACAGACUAUUAGGCGAGCAGUCUCUGCUCUGCUCUCAACUCAGAGUCUUUGUACCUGGAACGGUGCCCACAACAAUGAGCCCCGCCCCCAACAGGACAGUAGCCACUCAGUGCUGUUUGGUGCCCUGGAUCCCUCAGACUGACAUGCAGACUGGCCACGCCUCUUCCUGGAGCGCCUGGAAUGUGGACUCCCCAAGACAGUCACCUCCUGGAUCAGAAAACAUCUGUGAGGGCCAAGGUCAUUCUCCCACAAAGGCAGACAAGCUGGACAUAAUGGGCCUUCUUCAAAGAUUGAAGGAGUCUCUGCGUCAUUCUGUGAACACACACUCACUGGAAUGAAAGGUGCUGCAUGAGACUGCAUCAGACUGAUGAAAAUCUCCUGAUGAUUUCCAUUCACUGAAGGAUAUGAUUUACACUUUAGCUUUUACACGGUAAUCAUCACAGUUUUGGUACGUUUUUUACAUUUCACAGUCAAAUUUUUACACAGUUUACAAACUUUUAUUUUUCUUUGUCAGAAAACUGAGUGACUGUUUGAGAAAGAAAAAUUUAAAUGUUAGGAUCUAAAAUAAAAGUGUAAAAACUGCUGUUAAAUGAUUUAAGUUAAGUUACAUUCUUCUGACACAUUUUACCUUGUACAAAGCACAAUUUAAGUACGAAUAUUUAAUGAAGAUGUUAUUUCACGCUAGUCCUCUGCUCAGUGCACAGUGCAUCAAAUGAAUAAUAUCACACAAUAAACCUUGAAAGAGUUGAA